AUGACAAACAUUGCUGGUAAGUUAGCAAACAUUAUUCCUGGUGGGGAAGUAGCGGAAGCUCCAAUUGGAAUAGUCGGAGAUGUUAUUAACCUUACCGGAACUAUUAUCAAAGGAAAAGACUUAGAAAAAUAUACUAAGCAAUUUCAAGAAAUCUUAGCCAAAGAUAAAAAAAACCUGUUUUUAUUUGAUGUCAAAUCUGAGUUAAGUCCUUUUAGUAAUGAUCACAAUGCUUUUGAUCAUAGUGUUUGUGGAAUUUGGCAAGGUAGAUCUUCAAUAGAAUUAAGAGAAAUGAAGAGUUCGAUUGAAGCAAUUAUUAAUAACUUCAAUGAAUUAAAAAAAAAAUUGCAAACUCAAAAAGGACAACUAAGUAAACAAGCCUGA
Molecule: messenger RNA, 381 nt
Organism: Ambispora gerdemannii
Lineage: Eukaryota; Fungi; Glomeromycota; Glomeromycetes; Archaeosporales; Ambisporaceae
Source: the annotation of a GenBank genome assembly